CCGGCAACAGUCACUCACACGCUUGGCGUCCCUCCUCGCCAGUUGCCAGCAGCAGGACGUCCAGUUCCUAUUGUGUUUGCUUGAUCUCAGAGGCCUUUUGGACCAGUGCAGGGUUUUUAUUUUCUUCUUUUUAUCUCGUCACUUUGGUUUCCUUUGAGGAUUUUUUUUGUGCCCUGCACCAAUGGAGACCACCACCGGGGAAUAUGUGGACAAUUUUGACUACUACGACGACAACGAGACGGUGUGCGAUUUCUCCGAGUGGGAGCCCUCCUACUCCCUCAUCCCGGUCCUCUACAUGCUCAUCUUCAUCCUCGGCCUGUCGGGAAACGGCGUGGUCAUCUUCACUGUCUGGAGGUCCAAAUCCAAGCGCCGGGCGGCGGACGUCUACAUUGGAAACCUGGCGCUGGCUGACCUCACCUUCGUGGUGACCCUUCCUUUGUGGGCUGUGUACACGGCUCUGGGCUACCACUGGCCCUUCGGCGUGGCUCUGUGCAAGAUCAGCAGCUAUGUGGUUCUGGUCAACAUGUACGCCAGCGUCUUUUGCCUCACCUGCCUCAGCUUUGACCGCUACCUGGCCAUCGUGCACUCUCUGUCCAGCAGCAGGUUGAGGUCAAGGGGUACCAUGCUGGCGUCCCUCGGUGCAAUAUGGCUGCUGUCCGGCCUGCUGGCUCUCCCCACGUUGCUCUUCCGCACCACGAUCAGCGACCAGAACAGUAACCGGACAACUUGUGCCAUGGACUUCAGCCUGGUGACCCUCAACCAGAGGCACGAGUUCCUCUGGAUCGCCGGGCUUAGCUUGUCCUCCUCGGCUCUGGGCUUCCUCCUUCCUUUCCUGGCCAUGACCAUCUUCUACUGCUUCAUCGGCUGUACCGUCACGCGCCACUUCAACAAUCUGCGCAAGGAGGACCAGAAGAAGAAAAGGCUGCUGAAGAUCAUCACCACCCUGGUGGUCGUGUUCGCCAUCUGCUGGACGCCCUUCCACGUAUUGAAGAGCAUGGACGCCCUGUCCUACCUGAACCUGGCCCCGAGUUCCUGCGGCUUCCUGCGCUUCUUGCUUCUGGCUCACCCGUACGCGACUUGCUUGGCCUACGUCAACAGCUGCCUCAACCCCUUCCUUUACGCUUUCUUCGAUCUGCGCUUUCGCUCUCAGUGCCUGUGCCUGCUCAACCUGAAGAAGGCCAUGCACGGCCACAUGAGCUCCAUGUCGUCCACGCUGAGUGCCCAGACUCAGAAGUCCGAGAUUCAGUCUCUAGCCACCAAGGUGUAGAGAGGAAGGUCGAAUGUGGAGCAAAGAAGGAGCCGUGGGACAGUCCCAGCUUCAACCACUGGAACACUUGUAAAAAAUUAAUACAGACUUUACGUGUCCAUUUGCGCGGGUAAAAUGAGAAGAUGAACUUUGAUGUACUCCCACUCAUUGUUCUCCAUCAUUUCAAGUGAACUUGGAAGGCAGGAGCCAGCUGGCUGAGCUCCUUUGCCGCAUUGUUCCUCCUCUUCUUCUUCUUUGAAUUGUGAAUCAAUUUACCGGGAGAGAGAAAAAAAAGAAUGACACUGGAUGAAUUUUAAAGGUGUACAGUAUUUUCAUACCAUGGCAUUUCUCCAGAUCUAUAACUGUUUUGUUUUAGAAGCACUUGUCCUGAAUGUGUAUACAGUAUGUCCUCUUUUAAAAUGUGUUUUCAAUAUGCAGAUGAGGGCAUGAAGGAGGAGCAAAGGUGACGCAGUUUAAUGGUAUAGAUUUUGCCGAGGAGACAGUGGGAGGGGGUGGUGGGGGGGGCUGCAGAGUGGCAGAUGGCAGUUGACAAAUGCUUUUUGUUUUGUUUUGGGACAGGAAUCGGGUGUUGGGGUGGGUGGAGGGGUGCAACGUAGCCUCGGCGCUAAAGGGGCUUUACAUAACUGAAGAAUUUGUAUAUGGUUUAUUUUUGACAUCAAUGUAACUAACUACUGUAUUAAAGAUGUGUUCUAUGAAACCAA
Messenger RNA from Hippocampus comes (tiger tail seahorse), 1968 nucleotides. Its product is annotated as apelin receptor A. Gene Ontology annotation, molecular function: C-C chemokine binding; C-C chemokine receptor activity. Gene Ontology annotation, cellular component: membrane; external side of plasma membrane. The record is from RefSeq and is a predicted model, not a curated record. The transcript has a single exon. Gene Ontology annotation, biological process: positive regulation of cytosolic calcium ion concentration; immune response; calcium-mediated signaling. NCBI's taxonomy places the organism in Eukaryota, Metazoa, Chordata, Actinopteri, Syngnathiformes, Syngnathidae. The coding region runs from base 182 to 1267 and encodes 361 amino acids.